Messenger RNA from Candidula unifasciata, 2801 nucleotides. Lineage: Eukaryota; Metazoa; Mollusca; Gastropoda; Stylommatophora; Geomitridae. The record is from the annotation of a GenBank genome assembly.
UGGUUACCACCGCGCAAAUGUUUGCAGACGUAGAUUAUCCGUGCAACCCCAAAUGGCAUACGGAACUCAAUCAACACUACAGAAAUACAGGCUUUGACACUCGCCCAGAAGACAUCCCUGUGUGUGACAACUCUCUCAAGAAAGCCACCGAAUGUCCUGGCUCUAACACCUGCGGCACUUCUACUCCUGUGUGGAUGAAUGGAUCACAUCCACAGGUGAACGGUGAGUGCUGUCAAAGGAAAUAUGACAUUACAAACUAUGAACUUGGUGCCGACCAGGGAUGCUGUGACUACCAGGACGACCUGUUCGUCAAGAACUGCGGCAAGUUCUACGUCUACUACCUCAGUCCUACAUACAACUGUCCUAGCAGCUACUGUGCGGGUACUGCCAAGAGAUGCCCAGUGGAUAAAUGGUCGAACACAUCGCUGGAGCCGUGCAGAGAUCUUGCUCCAGUUCUGACAACCCCACCAGUGGUCAAGGGACCGAAUGUGGGUCCCAACCAGACAGUAGACUACCAGUGCCAGAUCCAGUUCGGACCCGACGAUCCCGACCAGGUGUUUCAAGUAGUGUGGACCUUCAACAAUGUCACCGACCCAUCCAUCAAACCGGAUAUUUUGAUCGGCUCUCAGAAAGUGGCAACCUUGAGUGGAGACGUGCUGCAGAAACACCUCGAUACGGAAGUGGGCUGCCAGCACGUCAAUCUGACUGGGCCCUACCUGCGAGGAAAUCAGUCAUUUGACUUUGAGUGUGACGUCAACACCACCACACAGGAUGGCAACCAGCACAUCGAAGUUGUGUGGACGUUUGACGGACAGCAGGACCCGGAAGUAGAACCUCAGGUCAUCACUGGCGGCACGCCCACAGCUAAGUUAGAUGGCAGUGCUAUCCAAGGUCAUUUCAACUCACACAUUGGCUGUCAGGCCAGACUCAUCUACCAAGGACACAGCAUGAAAUCAGAGUUCCGCCAGAGCAACACAUUGUUUGCCGGAAUACAGGUUGACCCUAGCAAACUGGACAUCAGCGACAGUGAAGGCCAGAAAACGUUCACCGUGACCUCCACCAUCCCUGUAGUUUGUGACCAGGUCAAGGACUGUUGUGUGACCUUCAGCAUGGAAGUCGACAAGAGCACAGAUCAUUUUGUGAUCUGGUUUCAGGUGACGGUAGUUCCUUCCAGAAACUCCAUCAGUGGGGGCACCAGGGAAGCCGUGCUCUCAUUCACAGAUGUGGCUGCCUCUGGCACCGGUCCUUACAUCGACGUCUUCAACUCUAGCAGACCAGACCCUGUACAGAUUUUGGUCAGACUGGAGGCUGGCUUCAGAUGUUCAAUCACAGGAGACCCACACUUUCAGGGAUUUGAUCUCAAAAUCUACGACCUCUACCAGACCGGAGACUACGUUGUUUACAAGGUCAAGGACAGGGACUUCCAGGUGCAAAUCCGCUCCUGGCCCUGCUGGGCGGUCACCUGUGUGUGUGGUGUGGCUGUCAGGGAACGCAACGAUAUUCUGCUGCCGUCCGGCUCUGAAAUCAAGAUUGACAUAUACGGCACAUACAUGAACGUGUACAUACAGACACCUGCAUACGACAAGAACAAAGCUUCAGGAGUCUGUGGCACAAAUGAUGGUAACCCAGGUAGGGUUGCUGGUGCCGCAAGCUUGUUUGUGACCUCGCCAGAACAAGUGCCAGAGAAGCCUACUGAGGAAUACUGUUCGUGUCCUGCUGGCUCUCAGGAGAGGUCAGCCGGGUCCUGCUCACCCAGACAGCACAUCCAGGAGAGCGACCUCUCGUCCGACUCGGGUGCACAAACUCACAAAACAACUUUAACCCAUGACUGUUAUUCACAGCUGGAGGCAGCUUGGGGAAAGCACAAUAUUUCUUCACAUAAUAGACAGCACUGCGUGAAUGUCAAACAAUGGCCCAACGAUAAAGGCAUCACUGAGAGCAAAGCCAAGGAAAUGUGCAGCAGUGCCAUAGAGAAGUCGCAGCUCUACCAGCAGUGUAAGGACAUAGACAGUCUUGUGGACAGUGCUAUGGCCGAGUGUUUGGGGGAUGUGUUGGAUGGAGGCACCAAUGAGACCCUGCCUGCGGUGACGUCUUCAUUCACCAGCAAAUGUCAGAUGACAGCGGCCAGCAACAGCAAGAACUACCAGCAGGGCUCUGAUGGUGGCAUGGCGCUGGACAAGCAGUUCAGUGACCACGUCUGCUCCGAUGAGUGUACAGACCACGGCAGGUGUGCUGAGAACGGGACUUGUGUGUGUCAGGAUGGCUGGCAGGGGGAGACGUGUCAGAUCCAGUCAGGGAAGGGUCCACAGAUCACUUGGACGUCAGGGUCUCCCUGGUGUGAUGUCAAACAGAAGUCCUGCCAACAUUUUCAGUUUGACAAGUCCAAUGUUAACAUUCAUGACAAGUUGAAAUGUCGGGUGCAGCCUGUUGAUAGCCAAGGAAACACAACUGGACCGCCAACAGUCAUGGAUGCUGAAGGUGAUUUCACCACCAGAGUUGUCUGCCCCUUACCAGUAACACCCCACUCAAUCCAGAACUAUACGGUGUCAGUGACCAGUGAUGGAACAGUCUAUGGCAACGAGCUGCCUGUUUACAUGUUCGACUCUCUCUGCCUCAACUGUAGCGAUGUUGGCUGCAGUUCAAAGAACACUGGCUGCCACAUCAACAACACGUGCCACAACAAUGGAGACAGCAACAAUGAUGACAGGCAUCUGGUUUGUGACACCAGCAGAAACGUGACAGACUGGUCACCAGCCACAGAAGCUGACAGAACCGAUUACAAGACAGUGUCAGAACUGCCU